Molecule: messenger RNA, 1579 nt
Organism: Carcharodon carcharias (great white shark)
Lineage: Eukaryota; Metazoa; Chordata; Chondrichthyes; Lamniformes; Lamnidae
Product: phosphoribosyl pyrophosphate synthase-associated protein 1
Exons: 12
Coding region: 147-1262 (371 amino acids)
Biological process (GO): purine nucleotide biosynthetic process; 5-phosphoribose 1-diphosphate biosynthetic process
Cellular component (GO): cytoplasm; ribose phosphate diphosphokinase complex
Molecular function (GO): magnesium ion binding; ribose phosphate diphosphokinase activity
Source: RefSeq, a predicted model, not a curated record
CGGCUGCUGCCGUUGAUUGGCUGGUGGGGCUGUCACUCUGCCAUCGGGUCGAAGGUGCAGUUCGGCGGAGAAGAAACUUCCGGUGAAGAGACAGUGAACAGGGAGAAUCCGGAAUCCGGUUUGCCAGUCUGUGCCAGUCUCCAAAGAUGAAUGUGGCGAAAGGUGGAUACCGUGUAUUCUCAGCCAACUCCAAUGCAGCCUGCACUGAAUUAGCCAAACGCAUAACCGAACGUCUUGGAGUUGAACUUGGCAAAGCUGUGGUUUACCAGGAACCAAAUCGGGAAACCCGGGUGGAGAUAAAAGAAUCAGUUCGUGGGCAGGAUAUUUUCAUUAUACAGACCAUCUCAAGAGAUGUUAACACGGCUGUGAUGGAAUUACUGAUCAUGGCCUACGCCUGCAAAACUUCAUGUGCCCGGAACAUCAUAGGUGUCAUUCCCUACUUCCCCUACAGCAAGCAAUGUAAGAUGAGAAAAAGGGGCUCCAUUGUGUGUAAGCUACUCGCGUGCAUGCUGGCUAAAGCGGGUUUAACCCACAUUAUCACAAUGGACUUGCAUCAGAAGGAGAUCCAGGGCUUCUUCAACAUUCCUGUUGACAAUCUUCGAGCAUCGCCAUUUCUCCUACAAUACAUCCAGGAUGAGAUUCAUGAUUACAGAAAUGCAAUCAUUGUUGCAAAGUCACCAGCUGCAGCCAAGAGAGCGCAGUCUUACGCAGAGCGAUUACGGUUGGGACUGGCAGUAAUACACGGAGAGGCCCAGUAUGCAGAGUACGAUAUGGUGGAUGGUCGUCACUCGCCGCCAGCUGUGAAGAACACAACAAUACAUUCUGGCCUGGAGUUACCAUCUGUACAUAGGCUGCAAGUUCCGUUUCCUGGCAUUGAGCUUCCAAUGAUGAUGCCAAAAGAGAAGCCACCCAUCACUGUAGUUGGAGAUGUUGGUGGAAGAAUAGCCAUCAUUGUGGAUGACAUUAUUGAUGAUGUUGAUGGUUUUGUAGCAGCUGCUGACAUUUUGAAGGAGCGAGGUGCAUAUAAGAUAUACGUCAUGGCUACACAUGGUCUUCUGUCUGCUGAUGCCCCCUGUUUGAUCGAGGAGUCAGCUAUUAAUGAGGUGGUUGUAACAAACACCAUUCCUCACGAGGUGCAAAAACUACAGUGCCCCAAGAUCAAAACUGUGGAUGUCAGUAUGAUACUGUCUGAAGCCAUCCGCCGCAUCCACAAUGGUGAAUCCAUGUCCUACCUGUUCCGCAACAUCACAGUGGAUGACUAGCCUAUUCCGAGACUCCUCUCUGAAGCUGUAAAGUGUGUAACCAGACUGGUAAUGCAAGUGCAUUAUAGCAGUGCCUUGCACAGCUGUAAUUGUUGAGAGCGCAGUCUGUCUGUGCCUAAAGUGGCUGGGUAUUUACUGUCACUGCUAAAAAAAAUCAUUGUGUGACAAGGGAUGCCCUGAUUUCAAAUCAACAUUUUAAAUAGUUACUGCAUUGUCAUUUCAUUCUGUAAAUAAAGACUGUGCAGUCUGUUGAAAAUCACUGCUCAUGGCUGUUUUAAAGCUGUAUAUUAAUAAACUCCAUGCGGUUUGGUAACACA